AAAAAAAAAAAAAAAAAAAAAAAAUUUGUCUUCAGAGACCACAGGCUGGAAAACUAGAUCUUGCCCUCAAAUGUGUCUUGUUUGGCUGCUGCCUUCUUCUUUUUUUUUUUUUUAAAUCAUUUUAAAAAUAGACGUAACAUAAAAUUUACCAUCUUAAGCAUAUAUAUAUAUUUUUUUUCUUGAGAGAGAAUCUUGCUCUGUCACCCAGGCUGGAGUGAAGUGGCAUGAUCUCGGCUCACUGCAACCUCUGCCUCCUGAGUUCAAGGAAUUCUCCCACUUCAGCCUCCUGAGUAGCUGGGACUACAGGUGCACACCACCACACCUGGCUAAUUUUUGUAUUUUUAGUAGAGAUGGGGUUUCACCAUGUUGGCCAGGCUGGUCUUAAAUUCCUGACCUCAGGUGAUCCACCUGCUUAAGCCUCCCAAAGUGCUGGGAUUAUUGGCGUGAGCCACCGCGCCCGGCUGAUCUGAAGCAUUUUUGAGAGUAACGUUCAGCAGCAGUACAUUCUCAUUGUGCAACAACCAUCACCAUCUGAUACAGUUUGGCUCUGUGUCCCCACCCAAAUUUCAUCUCGAAUUGUAAUCCCCACAUGUCAAGGGAGGGACCUGGUGAGAGGUGAACGGAUCAUGGGGUGGUUUCCUCCAUGCAGUUCUUGUGAUAGUGAGUUCUCAUGAGGUCUGAUGGUUUAAAAGUGGCAGUUUGCCCUUCAUGUGCUCACUAUCUCUCUCCUGCCGCCAUAGAAGACAUGCUUUGUGUCUCCUCCUCCUUCUGCCAGGAUUGUAAGUUUCCUGAGGCCUCCCCAGCCAUGUGGAACUGUGAGUCAAUUAAACCUCUUUUAUUUAUCUAUCUAUUUAUUUAUUUAUUUAUUUAUUUUUAUUUUUUGAGAUGGAGUCUCUGUCUCCCAGGCUGGAGUACAGUGGCACAAUCUCAGCUCACUGCAACUUUCGCCUCCUGGGUUCAAGUGAUUCUCCUGUCUCCGGCUCCCGCAUAGCUGGGACUACAGGUGUACACCACCACACCCGGCUUUUGUAUUUUUAGUAGAGACAGGGUUUCACCAUGUUGGCCAGGCUGGUCUCAGACUCCUGACCUCAAGUGAUCCACCUGCCUCGGCCUCCCAAAGUGCUGGGAUUACCGGUGUGAGUCACCAUGCCUGAUGAAACCUCUUUUCUUUAUAAAUUACCCAGUCUCAGGUAUUUCUUUAUAGCAGUGUGAAAACUGACUAAUACACCAUCCAUCUCCAGAACUCUUUUCAUCUUCUGCUACUGAAAUUUGGGCCUCAUUAAAGAGUAACUCCUCAUUCGCCAUCUGUCUCCGUGGGUUUGACUGCUCAUGUACUUACUGAACACCUACUGUGUACCAGGCACUGUUCCAGGCACUGGGAGUACAGUGCUGAACACAACAGACAAAAAUCCCUGCCUUCGCAUAUAUCAUCUCGUUUAAUCCUCGAGACAGCUUCCAUGAGGUAGAACACCUGAAGGAGAAGCUCAUUAGCCAGGCCCAGGAAGUGAGCCGACUGCGAUCUGAGCUGGGGGGCACCGACUUGGAGAAGCACCGGGACCUGCUGAUGGUGGAGAAUGAGCGACUGAGGCAGGAGAUGCGGCGCUGUGAGGCCGAGCUGCAAGAGCUGCGCACAAAGCCAGCAGGUCCCUGCCCAGGUUGUGAGCACAGCCAGGAGAGCGCCCAGCUCCGUGACAAGCUGUCCCAGCUGCAGCUGGAGAUGGCGGAAAGCAAAGGCAUGCUGUCAGAGCUGAACCUAGAGGUGCAGCAGAAGACCGACCGGCUGGCUGAGGUGGAGCUGCGACUCAAGGACUGCCUGGCUGAGAAGGCACAGGAGGAGGAGCGGCUUAGUCGGCGCCUGCGUGACAGCCACGAGACCAUUGCCAGCCUGCGGGCCCAGUCCCCACCUGUCAAGUAUGUCAUCAAGACAGUGGAGGUGGAGUCGUCCAAGACCAAGCAGGCCCUCAGCGAGUCCCAGGCCCGGAACCAGCACCUGCAGGAGCAGGUGGCUAUGCAGAGGCAGGUGCUGAAGGAGAUGGAACAGCAGCUGCAGAGCUCACACCAGCUGACCGCGCGGCUCCGGGCGCAGAUUGCCAUGUACGAGUCAGAGCUGGAGCGGGCCCAUGGGCAGAUGCUGGAGGAGAUGCAGUCCCUGGAAGAGGACAAGAACCGGGCCAUUGAGGAGGCCUUUGCCAGAGCCCAGGUGGAGAUGAAGGCUGUGCACGAGAAUCUAGCAGGCGUCCGGACCAACUUGCUGACCUUGCAGCCGGCACUGCGGACCCUCACCAACGACUACAAUGGGCUCAAGCGGCAGGUGCGCGGCUUCCCACUGCUGCUGCAGGAGGCCCUCAGGAGUGUCAAGGCCGAGAUAGGCCAGGCCAUCGAGGAGGUCAACAGCAACAACCAGGAGCUGCUGCGCAAGUACCGCCGCGAGCUGCAGCUGCGUAAGAAGUGCCACAAUGAGCUCGUGCGGCUGAAAGGGAACAUCCGAGUGAUUGCUCGUGUCCGGCCAGUCACCAAAGAGGAUGGGGAAGGACCUGAGGCCACCAAUGCUGUGACUUUCGAUGCCGACGACGACUCCAUCAUCCACCUGCUGCACAAGGGCAAGCCUGUGUCCUUCGAGCUGGACAAGGUCUUCUCCCCACAGGCCUCGCAGCAGGACGUGUUCCAGGAGGUGCAGGCCCUGGUCACCUCUUGCAUUGAUGGCUUCAAUGUCUGCAUCUUUGCGUACGGCCAGACGGGCGCCGGCAAGACGUACACGAUGGAGGGGACCGCUGAGAACCCAGGUAUCAACCAGCGGGCCCUGCAGCUGCUCUUCUCCGAGGUGCAGGAGAAGGCGUCUGACUGGGAGUACACCAUCACCGUCAGCGCUGCGGAGAUCUACAAUGAGGUCCUCAGGGACCUGCUAGGGAAAGAGCCUCAGGAAAAACUGGAGAUCCGGCUGUGCCCAGACGGCAGUGGGCAGCUGUAUGUACCAGGGCUGACUGAGUUCCAAGUGCAGAGCGUGGACGACAUCAACAAGGUGUUUGAGUUUGGCCACACUAAUCGCACGACCGAGUUCACCAACCUGAACGAGCACAGCUCCCGCUCGCACGCGCUGCUCAUCGUGACGGUGCGAGGCGUGGACUGCAGCACAGGCCUCCGCACCACGGGGAAGCUGAACCUGGUGGACUUGGCUGGCUCGGAGCGCGUGGGCAAGUCGGGGGCCGAGGGCAGCCGCCUGCGGGAGGCGCAGCACAUCAACAAGUCGCUGUCGGCUCUGGGGGACGUCAUUGCUGCCCUGCGCUCCCGCCAGGGCCACGUGCCCUUCCGCAACUCCAAGCUCACCUACCUGCUGCAGGAUUCGCUUAGUGGUGACAGCAAGACCCUCAUGGUGGUACAGGUGUCCCCCGUGGAGAAGAACACUAGCGAGACGCUCUAUUCCCUCAAGUUUGCUGAGAGGGUGCGCUCUGUGGAGCUGGGGCCUGGGCUACGCAGGGCAGAGCUUGGGUCCUGGUCAAGCCAGGAGCAUCUAGAGUGGGAGCCGGCUUGUCAGACGCCACAGCCCUCGGCACGGGCCCACUCAGCCCCCAGCUCUGGGACCAGUAGCCGCCCUGGAUCCAUCCGGAGGAAGCUGCAGCCCUCGGGGAAGUCGCGGCCACUGCCUGUGUGACGGAUGUGACCCCGCUGGGCCUGAAGCUGGGCCCUCACUGGCCUGUCCCUGCUGCAGCGCCAGGACCCCCGGAGGUAGAGGCGAGAGUGGAGGCUCUUCUUCUGCCCCGUCUCCCCUCAAAGAUGAGAAACAUGUUCAGAAGGAAACGGUGUCUCUCGGCUGUGGCUCUGAGUGCAAAUUGCAUGGGCGGAAAGGCGGGGGUGGCUGCUCUUCCUGGCAGGCCUGGGCCAUCAGCGAACUGGGCCCCGUGAGGAGGGCGGGAGUGUGGAGGAGGGUGGGCCUCUCACCCAGGCUUUCUCGGCCCCUCUCCUCAGCUUGCAGAGCUGGCCAGCCCCCUCCUUAGGGGGUGGGCGAGGAGCCUCUGGGCAGACCCAAGAACCAUGGGGACUGGGGUGGGUUGGUGGCACCAAUGGCAGCCCUCCCCGCCCCUCUCCUUCAAGGAGGGUUCCCGCAGCUGGGGGGUGUGCGGAGGCGCAUGGCCUCCCGCCACGGGGCCGUGCUGUGUUUAUGGCUGGCAGAGGCAGCCAGCGGGUGGGGGAUUCUGCUGCUCGCUCACCUGCCUGGCUCGCUGGUCUCUCGAAUUUUCUUCCCUCUGAAAUCCUAUUUAAGAACUUUUGGAAGCUUAGCCAUUUUUACUUAUUAAAAUAAAAGAAGCCUUUUUACACAA
Molecule: messenger RNA, 4316 nt
Organism: Homo sapiens (human)
Lineage: Eukaryota; Metazoa; Chordata; Mammalia; Primates; Hominidae
Gene: KIFC3
Product: kinesin family member C3
Exons: 18
Coding region: 1565-3649 (694 amino acids)
Biological process (GO): microtubule-based movement
Cellular component (GO): kinesin complex; centrosome; adherens junction
Molecular function (GO): microtubule motor activity; microtubule binding; ATP binding
Source: RefSeq, a predicted model, not a curated record